Messenger RNA from Carassius auratus (goldfish), 2528 nucleotides. RefSeq names its product 5-hydroxytryptamine receptor 7. The transcript is spliced from 2 exons. Gene Ontology annotation, cellular component: plasma membrane. Gene Ontology annotation, biological process: circadian rhythm; chemical synaptic transmission; smooth muscle contraction. Bases 50 to 1489 code for a protein of 479 amino acids. Gene Ontology annotation, molecular function: G protein-coupled serotonin receptor activity. The record is from RefSeq and is a predicted model, not a curated record. NCBI's taxonomy places the organism in Eukaryota, Metazoa, Chordata, Actinopteri, Cypriniformes, Cyprinidae.
GUGCCAUCACCGAGCGCUCUGAAAAGUUCAGGGAUAAAAGAAGCACGGCAUGGUGCUGGCUGAUACCAACAGAUCAACUGUCGCGCAAAGCCACGGAGAAACUAUGAAAUCCUUGAUGGGUGAGGAGCGCGCGCUUGAGACAGGUGCAAGCGUGGAAACUUCUAACGGCAUGAUGAUCUCCGAGGUUCUUAUCCCUCGCCUAUUCAAAAUUGCGCACGAGUCAGGAGAGGUGGCAGUGGCUGCGGGCUCCGGAUCCUUGGAAAUGAAGCCUUCUAGCUUCCCGAUCCUUCUGGAGAUGAUGGAGGUGGCGAACGGCACUCGCUGCGCGGAGCAGAUCCUCAGCUACGGAGAGGUCGAGAAGGUGCUGAUCGGUGGUGUGCUGACCAUGCUCACGCUUAUCACCAUUUGCGGGAACUUGCUUGUGGUCAUCUCCGUGUGUUUCGUGAAAAAGCUACGGCAGCCCUCCAACUAUCUCAUCGUGUCCCUCGCGCUCGCGGACCUCUCCAUUGCGCUCGCGGUGAUGCCGUUCGUCAGCAUCACGGACCUGAUCGGUGGCCGCUGGAUUUUUGGCAAGUUCUUCUGUAACGUGUUUAUAGCCAUGGACGUGAUGUGUUGCACCGCGUCCAUCAUGACCCUAUGCGUUAUUAGCAUCGACCGGUACCUUGGCAUCACCAGACCCCUAACUUACCCAGUGAGACAGAACGGCUGGUGUAUGGCCAAAAUGGUGCUUUCUGUCUGGCUGCUUUCUGCAUCAAUCACUUUGCCACCGCUCUUUGGCUGGGCACAGAACGUGAACGAUGAUCGUGUGUGUCUGAUCAGCCAGGACUUUGGCUACACUAUUUACUCUACAGCUGUUGCAUUUUACAUUCCCAUGACUGUCAUGCUGGUCAUGUAUUACCGCAUCUACCGUGCAGCCAAGCUCAGCGCUGCCAAACACACCAUCACCGGCUUCCCUCGUGCAGGACAGGAGGAGGAAGAGGAGAAUGAGGUGGAAGGGGAAGAGGCUGACGGUGCGGAAGAACAUGUGGAAGUGGAUUGCGUAACUGUGGCAAUAAAACUGCAGAGGGAGGUGGAAGAGUGUGCGCGUCUGCCGCGACUCCUGCGAGGAGUGGGCAAGUGGAACUCGGACCGCAGGAACAUCUCCAUAUUUAAGAGGGAACAGAAGGCUGCGGCCACGCUCGGGAUUGUGGUUGGAGCAUUUACCGUCUGCUGGCUUCCAUUCUUUCUCCUCUCCACGGCCCGGCCCUUCAUCUGCGGAACAGAGUGUAGCUGUGUCCCCCUGUGGGUGGAGAGAACGCUGUCGUGGCUAGGAUACGCCAACUCACUCAUUAACCCCUUUAUCUACGCUUUCUUCAACCGUGACUUACGCACCACUUACCGAAGCCUGCUCAGCUGCCGUUACCGCAAUAUUAACCGCAGACUGUCAGCCGCCGGCAUGCAUGAGGCCCUACGACUGGUGGAAAGAACGGAGGUGGUUGUCUCUGGGUGACCCCGAACUGUGCAAACAAAGUUCAGAGGUCAACAUUUGCACAGGAACUCACAAGCCUAAAUGGUCAUGAUGGCAUUUAGGAUUGUGUCAUGUUUGGACAGUACACAGUCCAAAACAGUGGUCAAAUUAGACAGAGGCAUGUGUUAUGGACAAAGCAAUUGAAUUUUCUCAUCUUUGCUGACAGAGGAACAUAAUCACUGGCUUUCUUUUAGUAGAACAAGAGAAAAAUACAUAUAGUUGAUGAAUCAAUUUGAGUCACACACACACACACACACACAUAUAUAUAUCCACCAGUAUCCUGAUAUCUUGUCAGUCGAGGGACUCUGGAUAUACAGAUCAAUAGAACUGUAGGGAGAAAUCGGUUUAGAUUUAUUUAUUCUUGAAAACAGAUAACCGCUCAGCUUGGUUUCUGUGUUAAAAACGUUUAUCGAGCCAUGAGAAACUCAAUUGUCAGCUGUCAGCACCUGUUAUUUCACAUAGUGUGAUUCAUCUGUGUCUGAAUCUUGCGCCUCUGUGCUAAACACAACUAAAGGCAAACCAUUUCAUUCUGCACAUGCCCACUCUGUAUAAAAUCACUGACUGUUUUAUGUAUUGAUGGAAAGCGCAUUAAAGCACAGAUCUAAUGUCAGGCUAAGCUUCUUUCUGCAGCUGUGAUUAAGCCAGAAGGAACAGGACGUAAUCUGAUUAGAGAUCAGCAAUUAAAGGGAUUUUGAUGAGAUUGACUCGGGUCUCUUUUUUUGUAGGUAUCUAUUUAUAGUUUGAUUCUGCUGGGAUCUUAUGUGAUUGGCUUGUAUGUCGCUAUUAUUUAUUUAUCAUACAUGCCACUGAAAAAUUCAUGCAAUUGUAAUCAGAUUCACUCUUUUGAGUCCCUCACAAUUAAGUGUGCAUAAAAAUAUCAACAAAUUUGUAAUGACUUUUGUACUUAUGUCUACCUGUGUAAAUAUUAUAAACAGAUGCACCAAAAUGUAAAGAUAUCAUUGUCUUUUUACUGUAGAUGUUUUAAUGUUACUCCUUGUGCAUAUUUUGAAAUAAAGGAUCA